GGGGCCGCGGGCGCCGCAGGGUCGCGGGUGUCGAGGCCGCCGCAGCCGCGGCCCCUCCCCGGUUCCGCGCGGUCGCGGGCGGGCGGGCCCGGGAGCGGCGCGCGGGAUGGGCAGGUGCUGCUUCUACACCGUCGGGACGCUGUCCCUGCUCCUGCUGGUGAGCAGCGUCACGCUGCUGGUGGCCCGGGUCUUCCAGAAGGCCGUGGACCAGACGAUCGAGAAGAAUAUUGUGUUAAGGAAUGGUUCUGAGACUUUUGACUCCUGGAAGAAGCCCCCUCUGCCUGUGUAUGCCCAGUUCUAUUUCUUCAACGUCACCAAUCCAGAGGAGAUCCUCAGAGGGGAGAUCCCUCGGUUAGAAGAAGUGGGUCCGUAUACCUACAGGGAACUUAGAAACAAAGCAGAUAUUCAAUUUGGAGAAAAUGGAACAACGAUUUCUGCCGUUAGCAACAAGGCCUACGUUUUUGAACGAAAUCAAUCUGUUGGAGACCCUAAAGUUGACUUAAUUAGAACGUUAAAUAUUCCCGCGGUGACUGCGAUGGAGUGGGCGCAGCUCCGCUUCCUCCGGGAGCUCAUCGAGGCCCUGCUGAAGGCCUACCAGCAGACGCUCUUCGUGACCCACACCGUGCACGAGCUGCUCUGGGGCUACAAAGACGAGAUCUUGUCCCUCAUCAACGUCUUCAAGCCCGAGAUCUCGCCCUAUUUUGGCCUGUACUAUGGGAAAAAUGGGACUAAUGAUGGAGACUAUGUUUUUCUAACCGGAGAAGACAAUUACCUUAACUUUACAAAGAUUGUGGAAUGGAAUGGAAAAACGUCCCUUGACUGGUGGACAACAGACAGAUGUAAUAUGAUCAAUGGAACGGAUGGAGAUUCUUUUCACCCCUUGAUAGACAAAGAGGAAAUUCUUUAUAUCUUCCCAUCUGAAUUUUGCAGAUCAGUGUACAUAACUUUCAGUGACUUCGAGAGUGUGCGGGGACUGCCUGCCUUCCGCUAUAAGGUGCCUGGAGAGAUACUAGCCAACAGCUCGGACAAUGCCGGCUUCUGUGUGCCCAAAGGAAACUGCCUGGGCUCGGGAGUUCUGAACAUCAGCAUCUGCAAGAACGGUGCACCUAUUAUUAUAUCUUUCCCACACUUCUACGAAGCGGACCAGCAGUUCGUUUCCGCCAUAGACGGCAUGCAUCCCAAUAAGGACGAUCAUGAGACAUUUGUGGACAUAAAUCCUUUGACUGGAAUUAUUCUAAGAGCCGCGAAGAGGUUCCAGAUCAACGUUUACGUCAAGAAGCUAGAAGACUUUGCUGAAACGGGAAACAUUAGAACCCUGGUUUUCCCAGUGAUGUAUAUCAAUGAGAGUGUUCUCAUUGAUAAAGAGACUGCAAGUCGACUGAAGUCUGUGAUUAACACCACUUUGAUCAUCACCAACAUACCCUACAUCGUCAUGGCGCUGGGCGUGUUCUUUGGUUUGGUCUUCACCUGGCUUGCGUGCAGAGGACAGGGGUCCAUGGAUGAGGGAACCGCAGACGAAAGGGCACCCCUCAUACGAACCUAACCGUGGCCCGAGCUGGGCGGAGGAGCCAUGUGAGCUGUCCUGACCCGGACCAUCCGCGUCUACACGGGCAUGUGGCCUGUCCCAGAGAGGAGGGAGGAGACCCCGCGCUGGCGAGUGAGGAGAGCAUCCCGGCGGGAGGUUAAACGACUGACUGACUCGGUUGGCCGUCAGGCUUUAUAAAAUUGUUUGUUUUCCAUGUGUCUGGCAGGUAUUUAAUAAACUCUUGUGUAGUGAUUUUUUUUUUUUUAAUUGGGUGCUGGUAGCUCCAGAACUGUGUGACCACUGUCGUGGUUAAAAUGUGUCCGCGUGGCUUGUUAACGUCCCUCCGUCUAACCUUCUUCAGUGUGUUUCAGUCACCAACUUUGUGCUUGAAAUAUAUAAAGACGAUUUUCUGUUGUAUUUCACCCCAAAACAGAAGGAAGGAAGAGUUCGGAACCCAGGGUAAAAUGGUAGCCUCAUAAGUACAUCCUUAAAAGGCAUCUAAUUUCCUCUUUUUAAGAAGUGAUAUAUUGUAUUUCAUGCUAAUCUUCGGUUCAUAAUUCCUCCAGGAAAAUAAUUAGAUCUUUUGACUCCUUGCAAGCCCAGUGGGGAAGGGAUGUGGGGGGUGUGCAGUGGGGGUGAGCCCUGUGAGUUGAUUGUGAUUAAGCACCUGAGGCAUUUUUGCUCGUACUUUUGUGAAUUGAAAGGAUGUACAGAUAAUGUUGGUGUGGACAGGUACAGAUGUUUCAUGUGGAGUAGAAGUAAAUGCUAGUUAUGACAUUUGUGGGUAGUUUGGGAGGUUUUUUUGUUUUUUGUUUUGCUUUUAGUCAAAAUAAUCUUGGUGUGGAAAGGUGCUUCGGAGAGGUGUCACCAGUAAGUGAUUUUUCCCCCAGUCAUCCGCGCCAAAUAUGAUACUCUAUUAAUUACAA
This is a messenger RNA of Lontra canadensis (Northern American river otter), 2451 nucleotides long. It is a transcript of the gene SCARB2, whose product is annotated as scavenger receptor class B member 2. The record is from RefSeq and is a predicted model, not a curated record. NCBI's taxonomy places the organism in Eukaryota, Metazoa, Chordata, Mammalia, Carnivora, Mustelidae. The coding region runs from base 107 to 1543 and encodes 478 amino acids. The transcript is spliced from 12 exons. Gene Ontology annotation, molecular function: scavenger receptor activity. Gene Ontology annotation, biological process: receptor-mediated endocytosis; protein targeting to lysosome. Gene Ontology annotation, cellular component: cytoplasm; membrane; lysosome.